This is a messenger RNA of Aspergillus versicolor CBS 583.65, 1245 nucleotides long. RefSeq lists its product as uncharacterized. The transcript has 2 exons. The coding region runs from base 1 to 1245 and encodes 414 amino acids. Gene Ontology annotation, cellular component: Golgi membrane. The record is from RefSeq and is a predicted model, not a curated record. Gene Ontology annotation, biological process: GPI anchor biosynthetic process. Lineage: Eukaryota; Fungi; Ascomycota; Eurotiomycetes; Eurotiales; Aspergillaceae. Gene Ontology annotation, molecular function: glycosyltransferase activity.
AUGUAUCCCAUCGCAUGGAAACUCCUCCUUAGUAUUAUCUUUGUCAGCUGUGCUGCCUGGUACGCCAAAUCACACUUCUACCGUGAUCCUGGCAGCGCCUUCUUUGAUCCCGCACGGGCAUACGAGCAGCAAUACUCCCUGACCCGGAAGGCGGAAAUACAGCAGUUCAUUGAGUCUCAAUCCUCGACAAACACACCAAACCAGGAUGCAGAAAGCAAGGGCGCAGCCCUCUGCGUGGGUAUUUCAUCCGUAAAGAGGACGAAGGAGCAGUAUCUGGAAAAAACAAUAGCAAGCCUCCUCACCGGCCUCACACCCCCAGAACGAGCCGACCUGCACCUCUCAACCCUAAUCGCCGAACCAGACGCCACCACCCACCCAGCCUGGAACACACCUUGGCUGCACCAAGCCCUCGACGACCUCUACACCUACAACACAACCGCAAAACAAACCGCCCACCUGGCCACUCUCAAAGAAUCAGGCCGCUACUCCGAAAAGGGCGUAUUCGAUUACACCCACGCCCUAGCCCGUUGCUACGAUUCCGGGACACCCUACAUCGGCAUGUUCGAAGACGACAUCCUCCUCGCAGACGGCUGGCUGGUCCGCACAUUACAAGGCCUACAGGAUAUCGAGUCCAAAACAGCCGGGGAUGUGAAUAGCUGGCUGUACAUGCGCCUGUUCAACCAAGAGCGCUCAACAGGGUGGGCGAGCCACCGGAUUGGCGGGAAUAACGAGUUCUGGAUUAUCCUGGGUAUCGGAGUCGGUAUUAUAUCUAUUGCAGCGGUCGCAGGAGCAUUAACCCGACUACAACAGCAACAGCAACAGCAACGACUUUCCCACCGGCGGCCGGGGCAGUGGCAGUGGCAGUGGUAUCGUGCAAAGACAUUACUGCCCGAAACCAGUACGCUAUUCGUGCUCGUCUGUGUGCUCAACCCAGCCCUCGUGCUCCUAUUCUUCCAAUGCGGAAAGGCGUCCGUCCUCCCGCCGGCGCCGGGGGUGUUCGAGGAGUCGUUUGGGUGCUGUUCGCAGGCGAUGGUGUUCCCGCGGGUGCAGGCGCCCUUGGUGAUGGAGUAUCUGCGAGAGAGGGGGCAGGGGCAGAUUGAUUUGAUGCUGGAUCGGUUGGCGGAGGAAACGGCGUUGGCGAGGUUUGCGCUUUAUCCGGUGCUAGUGCAGCAUAUUGGUAUGUUCUUCUCUUCUUUUCUCGCAGCUUAUAUGUUGGGUUUAUAUCUUAUUUGGUUAUUGAUUUGA